CUGUCUGCACACUGACUCAUGUCAUUUACAGAUUAGUGUUCACUUGCGCUCAGUCAAACGCUUUAUCGAUGUCAGCGCUUAAAAAUGAGACAGACGCACUGAUUUGUGUGUUCAUUUAUUUAUUUAUAUUAAACAUUAUAUAAUGGCGACGGAAUGCACGCAAGAAUCCGUUCUGGACUUUCUAUUAGAAAAUGGGGGGCGUGUAAAAAACAAAGUCUUAAUCGAGCAUUUUAAAGUAUUUCUGGGUAGCGACAAUCCUAAGAAGACGUUGUUUAAAGAGAGAUUUAAGCGAUUUAUUGACAAUAUCGCGUAUGUCAAGCAGGAGGAUGGAGAGAAAGUGGUGUGUUUGAAGAAGAAAUACAGAGAGACGCGGAGGGGACGCGCGCUGGAUGGCGAUGAAGACAUCAGCAGAGGAAUAAACGCGUUACAGUUUAAAGAAAACGUCAGUGUUGAUGAAGAAAUACACGGAAAAUGCCACGUGAGUGAGAAAUCUGAGGCGACAGAGACGUCGGAUGAGAAUAUGAUCGUCGCUGAAUCUGAAACGCCCGACGCGUUGUUGUGCAUUUCAGACAUCGCAUUGAUCGAGAAAAACGAUUCGCAGGAGACCUUCAAUGACCCAGAAUCACAUGAUCUGGAGCUCUCCGAUAGACAGUCAACUGGAAAACGGGAAUGUGGUGCAGGAGAAGCUCCUCACGCCUCCAAGAGCGUCCCGAUCCGACGGAGAACAUCGAGAGGAUCUCAGCGCAGUUUGCUGGCCUCCGAAGAUGGACUUCAUGUCGGACAGUGUGAUGGGUUGGGCACGGACGCCACCCCGAAAGGCAGCCGUAAGACCUUCAUUGAGCUCAUGAAGAGCAGUUCUCCACAGGUGAGACGUUCACUGGUACAUCUCGAGCAGCACAUCUCCACCAGAAACUGCGACUUCAUCUCGUCCUCAGUGGAUGAGGAUUGUGCCUGUGUAACCUUAGACCCUGUUGAGCACGAGUGGAUGGUGUGUGCAGCAGAUGGUGAAUGGGGCACCCUCCAGCGUUUGCUCGGCUCUGAACCCUCGCUCAUCCUGAAGAAGGACUUCAUCACCGGUUUCACCUGUCUGCAUUGGGCAGCCAAGCAGGGCAAACACGAGCUGUUGGCCAUGCUGGUGAAUUUCGCCAAGCAGCACAACGUUGUCAUCAACAUGAACGUGCGCUCCAGUGCCGGAUACACCCCCCUACACCUGGCCGCCAUGCACAACCAGAUAGAGGUCAUGAAGCUGCUGGUGGGGGCUUACGACGUUGAUGUGGACGUGAGGGAUUACAGCGGGAAGAAAGCAGCCCAGUACCUCCGAGCCACAGUCACUGGAGACAUCAAGGACAUCAUAGGGGCUUGUGAGAACUCGGAUGGGGAGAAUGCACCUGGUGCCUGCCGAUGGUGGCUUCCUAAAGUCCUACCGUCCAACCUGAACCCGCUGCGCUUAUUAAACUCCCUGGAUGACACGUCAACGGAUGGCCAGCCGAAGGCCCGGGGUCUGUACCGCAGGUCGUCCAUCGGUCGUAUCAGAAUCCAGAGGAACAGAUUUAAGACACAAAUUGUCCACAGCACUUCAUUUAGAGAGAAUGAUGAGAGAGAGAAUUCACUCAAGAGUCCUGUCAAAUCAAGGCCCUUAUCAAAUCUGUUCGGUUGAAGCAGAACUUUUGCCAUCACCGUAGAAUUUGUAACAUCCAUAUGAAAAAAUACUGUAGUUUUUACUAUAGUAGUAGUAUUGGAGUAAUAUUUACUAUAGUAAACUGCAGUUAAAUACCUAGAUACUGUAGUGUUUUAAUACUUUAUCAUAGUAAAUCUUAAAGUACAGUAUUUACUACAAUUUUAUAUAUGCUAGUUACAGAAUAGCGUGUGCUAUUGUUUCACAAUUUACUGCAAGUUGCUACAGUUUACUCCUCUACUGAAAUAUCCAGCUAAGACCAGCAUGAGCCGGUAGCUGAUUAAAGGUGACAGUAGCUGGUUUAAGCUGGUAUUCCCAGUCUGGCAUAGCCUGACCAGCUAAGUCCAUCUUAAAAAGUGACCAAAACACAGCUACUCCAACAAAAUCAGCUCACCAGCUUUUUUUCAGUAGGGAUAGUAAAUAUUAAAGUAUACUAUAGUAUUUUUUAAUGUGGGUAGUUACAUAUAUAAUAUAACCUAUGCAAAUAUUAUUUGUGGUACUAUGACACUAAACAAUUCACUGAGAUACGGGAACAAUUUGGCAUUAAGUUGAAAUGCUGCCAUUAUUUACAAACCCCUCGUGUCAAAGGUGCAGUGUGAGGAUUUUUAUUUAUUUAUAAAGAUUUAUAAUACAGGGCAUAACUUAGGGCUGGGCGAUAUUGACCCAAAUUCACAUCUCGGUAAUUUUAGACCGAAUGAUGUCGUGCGGUAAAUAUCUCAGUAUUUUGAGGAAAUAAAUGUUUACAUGUAAGUCAAAGCCUCCUGUGAUACCUUUAAUAUGAUGAAUCAUAGACAUUGGUUUCCUCACUGUUUGGAAAUAUACAGCUACACAACAUGUUUACGUCUGACCUGACAGAGCUUCUGUUGCAAAAGAGGCUCAUAUAACAGCAUAAUAAUAUAGACACUAUUGUAUCAUCCCAUAUCCAAUUGGGAAAAAAGACAAAUAUAUUACCAAAACUUACCGCCCAGCCCUAUUGCAUAACUUUUAUGAAGUUGAAACUUGUAGGGUGCUUUUGUUCUUUUUCUAGAUUUUUCCCUGUUUGAUUCCACAGAAACAACAGCACAGAGAUUUAGAUCAACAGUCAUCUUUAGUUCUGUCUGAGCUGUUGUUUUAAGAUUGAAUCAAUCUUCUAGCUGGGAUAUAUAUAUAUAUAUAUAUAUAUAUAUAUAUAUAUAUAUAUAUAUAUAUAUAUAUAUAUAUAUAUAUAUAUAUUUAUAUAUUACAUGUAUAUGAAUAUAAAUGAUAAUAAUACAGAUUAUUUCACAAACAGUCUUGGCCACACUGAUGCACUUUUUAAUUUAAUUCUUUUUAACUUAACAGUUAAAGUUUCUCUGUAGCAUGUUAUUUUCUCCUGGUUCAGACUUUUAAUGAUGGUCUUCCAGAUGUUGAAACAUUUAUUGUGACUGUUAUUAUCCUAUAAAUGUGAAUAUGUAAAGCUGCUGGUUCAUAUAGUUUUAACCCAUACAUUGAUUUAGACACUUUUAGGCUAUUAUGACAUGUUUAAAGUGAAUAUAAAGUGUUUUUAUAUGCCUAAUAUGAAUCCCAGAUCACUGUGUUUUAAUGAUUUAAAGUGCCUUUUUAAUAAUAAAGAAACCAUUGUGAAUAGUGUAAUUUUCCCAAUAAUCACACUUAAAUAUUUUAUAACAUACACACCCCAACAAAUAUUUGUUAUCUUUUGAAAUAUUUCAAGUUUUUAUUUCUUCCUGUAUACAUUUCUCAGAUAAUAACAGAAAUCCUGUUGUAAAGUGACUCUGUCUGCUGUUUUGGGUGUGUAAAACUCUAGGUGUGUUUUUUUUUGUUAGGGCUGGGUUGUAUAUUGAGUUUUACAUUUUUAAACAGGGAGGAAUGAAGCUUUGACUUGCAUGCAAACAUUUUCCACUUUGUAGAAAAUAUUUAUUGUGUAUCGUCAUCUUUAAAUGACCGAGAUUUGAUUUUUGGUCAAAAUCACCCAGCCCUACAGUUAGUUCAGAAACAUCACACGUCUUCUCAACUAAAUGCAUCGUUUGACGUGUUUACAGUAUGUCUUUAGCACAGAUGGUGCCAGAUACACUAGACGCUUAGAUUUAUUAUUGCAGUUUAGUGGUUAUAAAUAUUAUGAGCUAAUUGACUUGGAAGACACCACAAAUGAUUUGCUGUGAAAUUACACUUCAGUUUACUCUCUGUUAUGUGUUCAUAGUUUAUUUGUUUUGAUCAUUGUGUUUGAGAUGCAUUAAAGUUUCUCACAAUAUGGUGAACAGAUUUGUUUUGUAGUUCGUUUCUUAAAUGUAUGUUGUAUGUGAGGACUAUUGUUUUGGUAUUCUGCUGUACCUGUAGAGAACUUUGGAGUGAGUUGCGGGUUAACAUGUUAUGUGUGUGUGUGUUUUGGGGUUAAGUCUCUUGGUCUCUUGGUUUAUUUUGCCCAUUAAAGUCAUUAAUCCUGUUUAA
This is a messenger RNA of Misgurnus anguillicaudatus (oriental weatherfish), 4099 nucleotides long. RefSeq names its product sosondowah ankyrin repeat domain family Ca (gene sowahca). NCBI's taxonomy places the organism in Eukaryota, Metazoa, Chordata, Actinopteri, Cypriniformes, Cobitidae. Gene Ontology annotation, molecular function: protein binding. The record is from RefSeq and is a predicted model, not a curated record.